AUGCGUGGCUCUGGCAACCGGGUCAGAACCUGCAACCUGGCUCGUCGCGAUCACUUUAUACGGCAGUCUACCUUCUCAUCACUUUUUCAUCGGGUAUCUUCGCGAUCUUCGUGGUUUGCGCGGCGCAUAGGGACGGUUUCCUCUGAAAAUCCCGUCGCGUCAGCUUUCUACCCCUCCACCUUCCUUAUACCCCCCACGCGACCGACAAACUGCGUUACCUUCCCGAUCGAAAUCUUCGCACGAACCAAACCACCCUGCCGGAAUUCCUCUCCACCAACCACCGUGGCCCCCAUCCCCAAAGUUCUCCUCCCAAACGGCCACCCGGGCGGGAAAUGGGGAAUGCCUCCUCUGUCGGCCUACACUCCUUUCGAAUCCUUGCUCUUCUUUCAGUCCCUCGCGACCUCUGACGUGCGCCCGGCGAGCUUUGCGUCCAUCUCGAGCCUGUUGAGUGACAACCCGUUAGUUCGUGAAAAUGUCGCGUUUAGUGCCGAUCGCCUAAGCCCAGAGGCCCUGGAGGAUCUUUAUGCAACCCUGCUCCGUGAUGGAUUCGAUCGAGAAACGACCAAAGGCUCCAAUGGAGUACCGACGGAGAGUCCGACCAGUAAUUCGAAGAAGCGGAAGAUAUCCAGCCCACGACCAGAGGGAUUGUCUGAUGGAGUCACCCAUGCCGUCCGGGUGCCGGAGCUGGUGUCGCAUCUCUACGCACGGUAUAGAGAGCUAGUGACCAAGGAAAUCCGGGACAGUGAAAGAGAAUAUGAUGCAAUCCAGGACCAAAUCCAACGCAUCAAAAAGGAGGAAGAGAAAACGCCGGCCCCAGUCGUAGGAGCGACUAUUGCUGCGCCGCCACUUACGAAGCCCGAGCGCCCAGAACCUACGGAUGUAGAUGUGAAGCAGGAAACCCCGCGACGCAAUCACCCCGGACCAAUAGCUAUCCCACCAGCCGCGAUGGCCUUGGGAAAAGCGACGGAGAAACUGCCUCUCAAGCCACCUGUGCCCGCUCAAGAUUCAAAAGAAGGUCAACUUCCUUCUGCUCAGCAGGCUGGAAAGCCCGCAGCACCAAUGCCGCAACCACAACUGCCACCGUCUGCUCAAGCCGCGCCGCAUGCUGUGCCAUCACCAAUCGCGCCUCGGACUCAAGUCGCUCCUACAACGCCUGCUCCAGCACAGCGACCUACUGCUGCCCACCCAUCACAAGUCGCACCGCGCCCGAUUACAGGAAAGCCUGGCGUACCUGAUAUUUCCUCAACUCCUCAAGCACCUCCUGCUCAGUCAAGCUUCCAGCAAUGGCAACUUGAACCACCUCCUCAGUCUCCAUACUCCGCGAUUUCACCCAACAUUACCCCACAAGUCAACUCCACAGUCGCCAAACUACCCCUACCCCCUCCCACUAUACCCGCAAGCCAGCACAGGCCUUCGAUCCCCGCCAUACCGAGCACCCCUGGCCCAUUACCAUCCGCUGCUCACACCCCUGUUCCUAUCGGCCGUCCGCAACUUUCGCAGACACCGAGUGUUGUCAUUCCAUACUCCGAAUCACGCAGUUCACGGCCCCGGCUCUCGAUUGAUACCCCAGGCUCCUCAACACCAUGGAAGAGAACCCCACGCUUGAGUAUUCCAGACUCCCCAACAUCGCCAGUUCGCCCUCUACCCGAAGAUGUUAGCCCAAUAAGCGAGAGAGCUCCCUCGCCUGAUGGUAUGGAAAUGUCACCCCCGGGCAAGAAAACACGCCGAGGACAGGCUGCAGAUCAGAAAGCAUCGGCAACCCCCAAAAACGAGAAACCUUCUUCAACCCGGAAGCGACGUGCUGUGAGCUCCGCUUCCACACAGAGUCGAGGGCGAUCCGUAGCCUCGCGUGGCAGGUCUCCUCUGCAAGCUGACGAUGCAGAGCGUGAUGUGCGUACCUCGAAGCGCCAGAAGGGCGUGGCAACAAGCGCAGAGGAGACUCCAAAAGCGCGUUCUAAACGCAAGCGAGGACCCAGUGAAUCUGCGGAGCAAGAAUUUGCUCCUCCCGAAGCAAUCAAAUUUGACUCCACACGGUAUGUGAUGUGUGCUCGUGGUUUCCAUCGAACUGCCGGGACAAUCUUGAACGACGUGACCACCCACAAGCUUGCUUCUAUUUUCGCCAAACCUUUGGGUGAGCGUGAUGCCCCGGGCUACCACGAUCUUAUCUAUCGACCUCAGGAUCUGAAGACGAUCAAAUCUGCUGUUCAUCAAGGCAGUAAGGCUGUGGCCGCGGCAACGGAGGCAGUCAGCACUCCUGCGGGUGAUAGUGAAUCUCCCGCACCUGUUGCCGGAGCAUCAUCCAAGAACAAUGCGCUCAUGCUACCGAAGACGGAAGACCUACUUCCUCCAAAGGGUAUCGUGAACUCCGCACAAUUAGAAAAAGAAUUCAUCCGCAUGUUUGCCAACGCUAUUAUGUUCAAUCCCGUUCCUGAACGCGAUUUUGGUCCCCACUUCCCGAUGAUCAAUGAUCGUGGCUCUCGUGAGAGCUCCCAAUCAGGCGAUGGUGAUGAAGGCGGCAUCAUUCAAGAUUCCAGGGAAAUGUUUGAAGAUGUCGAGCAAGCUGUGAACCGAUGGCGCGCUGCUGAACGGGCCUCGGAACGAGCGUCGGAGGAGUUGGCGAAUAAGAAUCUUCUUGCUCUUCGCCGCGGGAGUGUCAGUGAUUUCAAUACAGAUAGUGCUGAUGAUGUCAAAGGGUAA
Messenger RNA from Penicillium pulvis, 2697 nucleotides. RefSeq lists its product as uncharacterized. The record is from RefSeq and is a predicted model, not a curated record. Gene Ontology annotation, molecular function: protein binding. The transcript has 2 exons. Gene Ontology annotation, cellular component: NuA4 histone acetyltransferase complex. The coding region runs from base 1 to 2697 and encodes 898 amino acids. Lineage: Eukaryota; Fungi; Ascomycota; Eurotiomycetes; Eurotiales; Aspergillaceae.